This is a messenger RNA of Phodopus roborovskii (desert hamster), 2592 nucleotides long. It is a transcript of the gene Tmprss7, whose product is annotated as transmembrane serine protease 7. Bases 52 to 2559 code for a protein of 835 amino acids. Gene Ontology annotation, cellular component: plasma membrane. The record is from RefSeq and is a predicted model, not a curated record. The transcript is spliced from 18 exons. Gene Ontology annotation, biological process: proteolysis. NCBI's taxonomy places the organism in Eukaryota, Metazoa, Chordata, Mammalia, Rodentia, Cricetidae. Gene Ontology annotation, molecular function: serine-type endopeptidase activity; protein binding.
UGGGCAUGUGAGGGAGUGAGCGAACACUGGCUGGCCUGCACACAUCCUGGCAUGGCCACACACAGAAGCCUGGAAAUGGACAAAGAAAGCAGUGAUGCUUCCUGCAAAUCCUCAGACCUGAAAAUAUCCAACAUCUCCAUUCAGGUGGUCAGUGUCCCAACGAAGCUACCGGGGAGAAGACUGCCUCGAAAGCCCAUUGGCAAAGCCAGAAAGCAGCCCAAGAAGAGAGGAGCCCUUUGGAACGUUCAAAAUAAGAUCAUUCUCUUCACUGUGUUUUUAUUCAUCCUGGCCGUCACAGCCUGGACACUUCUGUGGCUCUAUAUCCGUAAGACAGAGAGCAAAGAUGCCUUUUAUUUCGUUGGGAUGUUCCGCAUCACCAACAUUGAGUUUCUUCCUGAGUACCGGCAGAAGGAAUCCAGGGAAUUUCUCUCCAUGGCGAAGACAGUACAGCAAGUGGUAAACCUCGUUUACACAACAUCUGCUUUCUCCAAAUUUUAUAAGCAGUCUGUGGUUACAGAUGUCAGUAGUAACAACAAAGGUGGUCUCCUGGUUCACUUUUGGAUUGUGUUUGUCAUGCCACAUGCCAAGGGCUACAUUUUCUGUGAGGAAUGUGUGGCGGCCAUCUUGAAGGACUCCAUCCAAACCAGCAUCAUAAACCGCACCUCUGUGGGGAACCUGCAGGGUCUGGCUGUGGAUAUGGAUUCUGUGGUACUAAAUGCUGGGCUCCGGUCAGACUACUCUUCAACCAUAGGAUCGGACAAAGGCUGCUCCAACUACUUCUAUGCAGAUCACUUGACUCUCCGCUACCCUCUGGCAAUUUCUGCAACCUCAGGACAGCUAAUGUGCCACUUUAAGCUAGUGGCUAUGGUGGGUUAUCUAAUUCGUCUCUCAGUUGAGUCUAUCCAGCUGGAAGCUGAUAACUGCAUCACUGACUCCCUGACUGUUUACGACUCCCUCUUGCCAAUCCGGAGUGCCACCCUGUACAGAAUCUGUGAACCCACAAGAACACUAAUGUCAUUUGUUUCCACAAAUAAUCUCAUGUUGGUAACACUGAAGUCUCCUUAUGUACGGAGGCUGUCAGGGAUCCGGGCAUAUUUUGAAGUCAUUCCAGAACAAAAGUGUGAAAACACGAUAGUGGUCAAAGACAUCAACAGCUUCGAAGGGAAAAUUUCAAGUCCGUAUUACCCAAGCUACUAUCCUCCGAAGUGCAAGUGCACCUGGAAGUUUCAGACUCUGCUAACAACUCUGGGCUUAGCCCUGAAGUUCUACAACUAUUCAAUAACUAAGAAGAGUAUGAAAGGCUGUGAGCACGGCUGGUGGGAAAUCAAUGAACACAUGUACUGUGGCUCCUACAUGGAUCACGAGACCAUUUUCCGAGUGCCCAGCCCCUUGGUCCACAUCCAGCUUCAAUGUAGUUCCAGACUUUCAGACAAGCCUCUUUUGGUAGAAUAUGGCAGCUACAACAUCAGUCAACCUUGUCCUGCUGGAACUUUUAGAUGUUCCUCUGGUUUGUGCAUCCCCCAAGCCCAGCGCUGUGAUGGAGUAAAUGACUGUUUCGAUGAAAGUGACGAACUUUUCUGUGUGACUGCCAAACCUUCGUGCAAUGCCAGUAUCUUCCGGCAGCAUGGCCCCCUGAUCUGUGACGGCUUCUGGGACUGCGAGGAUGGCCAGGAUGAGCAGAACUGCACUAGGAGCAUCCCAUGCACCAACAGGACCUUUAAAUGUGGCAACGACAUAUGCUUCCAGAAACAAAAUGCACAAUGUGAUGGGAUAGUGGAUUGUCCAGACGGAAGUGAUGAAGUGGGCUGCAGCUGUAGCAGGAGUUCUUCCUCCCUCCACCGCAUCGUUGGGGGUUCUGACUCCCAAGAGGGGAGCUGGCCAUGGCAGGUGAGCCUCCACUUUGUUGGAUCAGCCUACUGUGGUGCUUCAGUCAUCUCCAGAGAGUGGCUUCUCUCUGCAGCCCACUGUUUUCAUGGAAACAGGCUGUCUGACCCCACUCCAUGGACUGCGCACCUUGGGAUGUAUGUACAGGGGAAUGCCAAGUUUGUGUCUCCAGUGAGAAGGAUUGUGGUCCACGAAUACUAUAACAGUCAAACCUUUGAUUAUGACAUUGCUUUGCUACAGCUCAGUAUAGCCUGGCCUGAGACCCUGAAACAGCUCAUUCAGCCAAUAUGUAUUCCCCCAGCUGGCCAGAAAGUACGAAGUGGGGAGACAUGCUGGGUGACUGGCUGGGGGCGAAGGCAUGAAGCAGAUAAGAAGGGCUCCCUGGUUUUGCAGCAAGCAGAGGUAGAACUCAUAGAUCAAACCGUCUGUGUUUCUACCUAUGGGAUCAUCACUUCCCGGAUGCUCUGUGCAGGGGUUAUGUCUGGCAAGAGCGAUGCCUGCAAAGGCGAUUCAGGUGGACCCUUGUCUUGCCGAAGAAAGAGUGAUGGAAGAUGGAUUCUGACUGGCAUUGUUAGCUGGGGUCAUGGGUGUGGAAGACCAAAUUUUCCUGGUGUUUACACAAGGGUGUCAAAUUUUGUUCCCUGGAUUCAUAAAUAUGUUCCUUCUCUUUUGUAACUGUACCAGUUGAAUUUUUCACUGUGACUUACA